Molecule: messenger RNA, 869 nt
Organism: Nicotiana tabacum (common tobacco)
Lineage: Eukaryota; Viridiplantae; Streptophyta; Magnoliopsida; Solanales; Solanaceae
Source: RefSeq, a predicted model, not a curated record
AUGAGUUAUUUUAACUCGUGUAGGUUCAACCCGACAAAUGGUGGUUCAAUUUAUGCUGCUUCAUCAGAUGGGACAAUAAGUUGCACUGACCUGGAGACUGGGAUUUCCUUGUCACUAAUGAACCUUAAUCCAAAUGGGUGGGAGGGACCAAGCCGUUGGAGGAUGCUUUAUGGGUUGGAUGUUAACUCAGAUAAAAGUGUUGUCCUUGUUGCUGAUAAUUUUGGAUAUCUGUACAUGGCUGAUAUGCGGAGCAAUAACAUAAUAAGCAAACCUACUUUGAUUCACAAGAAAGGAACUAAAGUUGUUGGUCUAAACUGCAAUCCUCUUCAACCAGAUCUAUUUCUGAGCUGUGGGAAUGAUCACUUUGCUCGAAUAUGGGAUAUGCGCCGCUUGGAAGCUGGGUCUUCUCUUUAUAAUCUUGAACAUAAACGUGUUGUUAGUUCUGCAUAUUUUUCUCCACAAAGUGGCAGCAAAAUACUUACUACUUCGCUGGAUAAUCGGAUCCGUGUGUGGGAUUCAAUUUUUGGCAACCUUGAUUAUCCAAGCCGAGAAAUUGUUCACAGUCACGAUUUUAACCGAUAUCUUACAGCAUUCCGAGCAGAAUGGGAUCCAAAGGACUCAUCAGAGUCUCUUGUUGUCAUCGGGCGAUACAUUAGUGAAAAUUAUGAUGGAGCUGCUUUGCAUCCCAUUGACUUUAUCAACAUCAGUACUGGGCAGUUGGUUGCCGAGGUCAUGGACCCAAACAUAACAACUAUUAGUCCGGUGAACAAGCUACAUCCACGUGAAGAUAUUCUGGCAUCUGGUAGUUCAAGGUUUGAACAAUGAUCAUAUUUAUGUGUCUUAUGCGGUGAUAACCGACAAGUAGUGAA